This is a messenger RNA of Porites evermanni, 1777 nucleotides long. The record is from the annotation of a GenBank genome assembly. NCBI's taxonomy places the organism in Eukaryota, Metazoa, Cnidaria, Anthozoa, Scleractinia, Poritidae.
AUGUCAGUCAACCUCGGACCACAGCGAAAAGGGGGGCAGCACAUAUGUGAACUGAGUCUUUCAGAUCACAAUAUACAUCCUAAAGAUCUCAUGCAACAACAGGGGUUCAUCUAUAAGUCUGUGUGGGUAAGUAACGGUAUCCGCAUUUAUUAAAAACUGAAUCAUUGGCUAAUGCAAUCCUAGAGCUUUGAUUGGCUUAGCCAUCAUGGUAUCCAUUAUGCAAUGCUCUCCAAAUAUGGUAACUGUAGGCGUCUGCUCAAAAUUAAAAACAAGCUGAAAAUCGGUUGUUUUUACAAAUAGAGUCGGGAAGAAUUCUCGAUAUUUUGUGGGCGUUUUUAAUAAAAUAGUUAUUUCACUCGCACUUGUUUUGGAUAUGAGAUAGAUGGAUACGAGGCGCUUAGCGCUGAGUUGGCUAUAAUCUGCUAUUAGUUCAUAAUGGUUUCUAUUUUUUCGAUAAAGGGUUAAUGUUGCUUAAAACACUCUUCAAACGUCAAUAUUUUUGAUAUCAUAAGUUAGAUAUUUUUGAAAGUAGCACCGACAGAAGAUCGCCUCGCGAAACCCUCAGAAAAAAAAAUUCAAAAUACACUUACGUCGUACAUCGUAUCACAAAAAGUGUUAUUGCCUGCUAUUUUUAUUUUUCCAACAGAAUUAUUGCUCAAGCAGCCCAUGCCCCUCAGGGUACAGAUGUCAAACAGGAUUUACUGAUAAAAGAUACCGAUGUACAGGUAUUUUGUACUUUGAUAAUGCGAGUUGUCGACAAAUAAAGAAGUGACGUUUUUGCGCGACGAACGUUAACCGGAAGUGAGCCUUUUUCUCUUUUAAUAUACCCUAACGCUACCAAAUUUGUAUUGCUAAGUGUCUUUACUCCUAUAGAGACGACUUUACCAAAAAAUCGUUCAGAAUCAUGGCUCAAGAGUGAAAAACGUCAACUUUCGGUUGACGUCCACGGUUCAAACACGUCGCUGCUCAAGCUCAUGCCCGUGGCGGCAUAAAGGCAGGCGUUUACAGUUAGCACGACCGUAAAACAUUUUUUUAAAAAAGCGGUUUGACAAAUUAUUGCCUACCGUUCACGGUAAUGAAGAAUUAAAAGCCAGCCAAUAAAGGAUUUCAAUGACACUCAACGGAGGAUUUCACCUGGGGUAGAUUUCUUUACACAAAAAUCAACAGCAUCAAAAUGAAUCACCCACUUAACCCUGGGACGAACAAACAGAGUAAUAUCCCCACCGUGGUACAAGGGUUGAGGGGGUGGGGGUGGCGGGUUGAUAGAACCCUUCCCUUAAGUCUUUCACAUGUUGCAGUAUUACAAAAAAAUUUUACCUUCAAUGGAAAGCCUUUGAUCUUCUCGACAAGAUAUGGAAUAUUUUAUGGGUGGUGGCACUGCUGGAGACCUGUGACGUCACCAAAUAUGGUCGCCAUCUUGGCCGCCAUCUUGGAUUUUACCAAAAAAAGAAAUCAAGUAAAAGCGGAGAUAAUUGGUAAUUUUUUGUGCUUGACAUGUAAAUAACGCAAAAUUAUCUUUAAACUUGUUUUAGAAUGCACGCCAGGGUUAAGAGAACACCUACUGAAAAAAUCAGCUGCUGAUGUUUGAUCCUCUAGGAAAAACUCAGAAAAAUCUCAAAGUGUGGGGGGAGGGGGUUAGCAUCCACCCCUCUCUCCCCCUUCCUAUGCGUCCGAGGGUCAAGCAACCACAAGUUAAGUUAGAAAUUUGGACAUUACAGCUAUUUUGGAUUAAGAUUACAUUCAAUUUAUAACGGAUUGAUGUUCAUCACUUUCAGAA